AAUUUCGCUAUUUUUGCUUGAUUAUGCUUUCUAAAAUUUUGUGAUUUGAUUUUUGCGAUUUGAUUUAUGUUGUUUUCGGAUUUGAUUUCAUGAAAUUCAAUGUAAAUUGUUUAUAAACUUGAAUAAAAACAAGUCAAAUUGAGCGAUUUGAGUAUAAAUUUGGCAAAUAUAAAACCUAGAUUGAUCAAGAACAAAUCAAAGAAAAAUAUCCUUCAAAUUCACGCUCGAUUCUCCGACCUCAAUUGCCCGAAAUAAUUUCCGAUGAAGUCUUCAUCGCAAUGCUUGAAGGUGAGAGCACUGCAUUACUUGCAUUCCAACCGAAUUAUUCACAGGGACAUGAAGCCGCAAAAUAUUCUUUUUGUAUGAUAUUUACUUUUGGCUCUUUGGCUAUCCAUAAUUUCCACCCUCAUUUUCUUUUGCUUUGUGAUUUUGGAUUUGCUCGUGUCAUGUCAAUGAACACUGUUGUACUUCGCUCCAUCAAAGGUACUCCAUUGUACAUGGCUCCUGAGCUUGUUCGCGAACAGCCAUAUUAUCACACAGCUGACUUGUUGUCAAAAUUGAUAUAAUUACCUUAUAUUUAUAUAUAGUGGCCUUCGUUAUUUUUAUAUAUAGUGGCUUUUGUAUAA
Molecule: messenger RNA, 626 nt
Organism: Chenopodium quinoa (quinoa)
Lineage: Eukaryota; Viridiplantae; Streptophyta; Magnoliopsida; Caryophyllales; Amaranthaceae
Product: serine/threonine-protein kinase ATG1-like
Exons: 4
Coding region: 279-566 (95 amino acids)
Biological process (GO): protein phosphorylation
Cellular component (GO): cytoplasm
Molecular function (GO): protein kinase activity; ATP binding
Source: RefSeq, a predicted model, not a curated record